Messenger RNA from Macrosteles quadrilineatus (aster leafhopper), 3017 nucleotides. RefSeq names its product tetraspanin-5-like. Gene Ontology annotation, cellular component: membrane. Lineage: Eukaryota; Metazoa; Arthropoda; Insecta; Hemiptera; Cicadellidae. Bases 77 to 1132 code for a protein of 351 amino acids. The transcript is spliced from 10 exons. The record is from RefSeq and is a predicted model, not a curated record. Gene Ontology annotation, biological process: protein localization to plasma membrane; protein maturation.
GACUGGCCGUGUACCACGUCCGUGACGUCACCACGUUCAUCGUCGUGUGUGUUAUGUGUCAAGCUAGGCCUAGGCCAUGAGUACCGAGGCCCACAGGCCGACGGCCAACGGCUUCAAAGUCCCCGUACAACAGUCCGUCAGGAAAUACACCAGGAGGGACACCAGUGAAGUCAGCUGCUGCUUGAAGUACCUCAUUUUUGGAUUCAACGUCUUGUUUUGGUUGGUAGGCCUGGGUAUCCUGUCUAUCGGAGUGUGGGCCUGGUCAGAGAAAGAUACCUUCAACAACCUUAGCAGGCUAGCCAACAUUGCACUUGAUCCUGCAUUCGUACUUAUCAUCACUGGGGCUGUGACUUUCAUAAUCGGGUUCACCGGUUGUGUUGGAGCUCUCAGAGAGAAUACUUGUCUCCUGGCCGCAUAUGCCUUUUUCCUUGCUGUGAUUUUGCUCCUAGAAAUAACUGCAGUGUUCAUGCUAUUCAUAUUUAGAGAUUGGAUCAAACUACAAGCAACGUCCGGAUUCCAGGCCUUCAUCAUUCACUACAGGGAAGAUCCUGACCAGCAGAACCUGAUAGACUGGAUACAAGAAGACUGGUUGCAGUGUUGCGGUAUCGAGGGGCCCAAAGACUGGGACAGAAACAACUACUUCAAUUGUUCCUCGAGGGACGUUGGUAGCAGAGAAGCUUGCGGAGUUCCGUUCUCUUGUUGCAAAAGAAAACCCAAUGAAGUUAUAAAAAACAAACAAUGUGGAUAUGAUGUCCGCAAACCUGGAUAUUUUGCAGACGGGUGGACGAACCUGUCCCCCGCACAGAGCGGGGAACACAACAUAUUUGAGCGGGGGUGUUGGCGGGCGGGGGAGGAGUGGGUGGAGCAUAACCUCAUUCCUCUCCUAGUGGUUAUGGUCACAAGUGUAGUGCUUCAGUUAACAGGUGAGUUUCACAUUUGUUGCCAGAACUUUGAUGCAUCCAAGAUCAUAAAUGAGAAGGGAUGUGUGCAAGCAGGAGAGGAGUGGAUAGAACGGAAUCUUCUCCAUAUAUGUACCAUGGGACUUGUAGUUACAUUCCUGCAGAUAAUCGGCAUCUGCUUCUCGCAGAAUCUACGAGCUGACAUCUUCGCACAGAAGUCCAAGUGGCAUUGACACGCGUUGGCCUCGGCUGUCUAGUCUCCACUGAACACCACACUUACUGUUGAACACCGUUUGAACCUGUCAACAAUAUGUGUUACUGUUGACAUCACAUUCACUGCAGUACCAGCAUUAUAUAUUAAGGUGUUAAAGCGAAUGUUACAAACGUAACCUAUAUUUUUAAACACUGUCUAAAUAAGUGUGUAGUCAUCCUCAAAGUAUUUGUUUUGAUUGUAUAUUUUUUAUGGACAAUACCAAGUGAAACUAAACUCUUGUUUACGUCAACCCUUAAAUCUUUUAUGAUUAGACCGAGAGAAAUGUAUUUUUUACGUAAGUUUACUUUGACAUCAGCUGAUCCUAAGAUAAUUAAUGUUACGCAUUAGGUGAGCAAGAUAUUUGGUUCAAGCUGUAAAGUAUUUUUCACUCAACAUCUAGACUGAAAAUUUGAGUGCAGAACUUGUAAAAAGUCUUCUCCUUUAGUGAAAGAUUAAGGCACAACUAAAUGUCUGUAUUUGAACAAUAGAAACUGGCAUAUCCACUCUCAGCCUUCAAUAGAUUAUAUUUACUUUGAAUAGUCAACAAGUGUGAGAAUGAGGCAACCGGUUCAUUUAUUGCCUCAUACUAAGUAUUAUUGUUCAUAAGAUUUUUUUUGCUCACUCAAACAAAUAUUGAAAUUUUCUGGUUUUGAAAACUAGCCAUAGUUGGAUAUUCAUGACUAAAUAUUCUGAAAUGAAUGAAGAGGUUUUAGUCAAGAGGAGAAGUACGAGGAUUCGUGUCUCCCCAGUCAUUCAUAGUUGUAGCAAAGUAUUGUGAUAGUUUUGUAUUGUGAGUGACUUUUGUACAUUUUUAUAUGAUUACUAGAUGUGUUCAGAUGUGUAUUUGCGAUCAAGUGACCAACAUAGCUAACUAGCAAUCAAAUGUGUAAAUAGAUAUGACGGCUAGUCUAGUGAAAUUAAAUAAAUAAAUUAUUUUGUAAACUGCUUGACUGCCUCAAUGUUGAUUUGCCGCUUGUCAGAAUGUCGAAGUGUGAUACAACUUGUAAACUUGUUCAUACCAACAUCCUUAAAUUAUGUGUCAUUGUCUUUGAUGCCUUGAUAGGAAAAAAAACAACUUGCAAAAUCUGUAACAGGAAAAAUAGAUUGAGUGAUGUACUAUCACUCUCUUUCUCAAUUUCACUUCUUGUGAUCUAAGUAAGUGAAGGUUCUAAGAUAAGUUUUGCUAUAAAUUAUUUAUGUCUGAUGGACUUGCAGACUUUUGACACAUGACUAACAAAACACAAACAAUACAGUGUUUCUUGUUAAAGUUAAGUCAAUAAAUUAGCUUGAAAACAAUCAAAAGAGUCAAAACAUAAGAAUUCUCAGUCACUGGAUGUUAUUUAGUGAAAAUGCAUAAUGCAUGUCAUUAUUGGACAAGGAGAAUGUAGCAAAAUACAAUUCAAUAAAUAGAUGAAUGUACAUCCUAAUACUCCUUACAAUGUUCCAUGUAUUAAGUGGUUGGUUGAGAUGAGAAAUAAAAAAUAUAAUUGUAACCGACUAACUAAACACUAACAAUCACUAAAAUUUGUACUAUCAGUCAAAAUUUUAGACAAAAAAUUCUUAACAAACUUAUUAAUUUUUUCAUCCAUUUAUCUUGUACAAUUUUGUUUUAAAGAAUGGAUGUGUAUGUACAAAUAACAACCAGUGUGUUAGUUAAGACAUGUAUUGUGAUAAAUCUCUGAUAAGUUUCGGGAGUUCCUCCAAAUUGUUUUAUUUUGUACAAAUGUUAACCAUACUUACAAGAAAAGGUGCUUUCAGAAAUUAUGUUUUGUAGUAUGUGAAACGCUAUACCCAUGUAUUUAUAUGUAUGGCUAUAUUGUAAAUUUGUGUAAAUAUGUAUUUAAUAUAUUUUAUAUUAAUUUUAA